This is a messenger RNA of Penaeus vannamei (Pacific white shrimp), 1062 nucleotides long. The record is from RefSeq and is a predicted model, not a curated record. NCBI's taxonomy places the organism in Eukaryota, Metazoa, Arthropoda, Malacostraca, Decapoda, Penaeidae.
GUCUCUACCAUCAACACACGUGUGGAAGACAAGAUGGAAGAGGAAGACAAGGUAGCCACAGGCAUAGAGGGAUGGGGGGAGGAAGAGGACCCUGGCGGAAGCAGCAGCUCAGACGGUGAACAAGUGAGCCACAUGAGGAAAAACAAAAAGAAAAAAGGAUCGGGAGGAUUUCAGGUGAUGGGCCUAAGUUCACCUGUCUUUAGAGGAAUCAUGAAAAGAGGCUACAAGAUCCCAACUCCCAUCCAGCGUAAGACAUUGCCAGCAAUCCUAGAAGGUAAGGAUGUCGUUGCUAUGGCCCGAACUGGAAGCGGAAAGACUGCUUGUUUCCUGAUCCCCAUGUUUGAGAAGCUGCUGAAGAGUAACCACAGUGUGCUGACAGGGCCAAGGGCACUCAUCCUCUCCCCAACGCGAGAACUGGCACUGCAGACUCUCAAAUUCACAAAGGAGCUAGGCUUUUUCACACGUCUCAAAGCCAUCGUGGUUGUUGGAGGAUACAACAUGGACUCCCAGUUUGCUGCCAUGCACGACAAGCCUGAUAUCAUUAUUGCCACUCCCGGAAGAUUGGUCCAUCUUUGUGUCGAGAUGAGCUUGAAGCUGGAGACCAUAGAGUAUGUGGUUUUUGAUGAGGCUGACAGACUCUAUGAGAUGGGCUUUGCGGAGCAGAUCAAUGACAUUAUUAGCCGUCUCCCUGAAGUUCGCCAGACACUCCUCUUCUCAGCUACGCUCCCCAGGCUUCUGAUCAACUUCGCAAGGGCUGGUCUGAAUAAUCCUGUGCUGAUUCGAUUGGAUGUGGAACACAUACUCUCAGAAAACCUGAAACUAGCUUUCUUCAAAUGCAAUUCAGAAGACCGGCUUCCCCUGUUGUUCCAUCUCCUUCAGAAUGUCAUAAACAGCAGGGAGCAGUCUGUCAUUUUUGUGGCCACCAGCCAUCACGUUGAAUACCUCCAAUCGGUCCUGGAUUUGGCUGGCUUCUCUGUCACCUAUUGUUACUCCUCCCUGGACCCGGCAGCAAGAAAGAUCAACAUCGCUAAGUUCCAAACAAAACAGAUGACCUUCGCGUAG